AUGUCUCAUGCUGGUGAAGAAAUAGCAAACAGUGUAAAUAGAACAGCUGUUUGUAAAUACUGUGUUGAUUAUUAUGGAUAUUUACAAGCACUUUUAACUAGCAAGGUUACAAAUGUUGUAAAUUCUUGUUUAGCUCAUCUUUACAAAUGCUCAUAUUUUGCUAAUAAGUUUUCAGAUGAAGAGAUUACAUUAUCAAACAAAAUUUUAGAAGAGGUUACAAAAAAAAUAAUACAAGCUCAAAUUACAAUAGCACAACAAGAUUUACAAGGAAUAAUUAUAGCCUUUGAUAGAUGGAAAAACAUUGUUAAACAAAAAUUAAUAG
Messenger RNA from Dentiscutata heterogama, 322 nucleotides. Lineage: Eukaryota; Fungi; Glomeromycota; Glomeromycetes; Diversisporales; Gigasporaceae. The record is from the annotation of a GenBank genome assembly.